UAAAUGGUUGGAACUUCAUACAUGUGUUGACGCAGGCAACAUGCACGCAGCUUUCUACAGUAACUGUUAGCCAAGGGAUCAUAGCAUACCAUAGUGGUUCAUGGCCACUGGGGGACACGUCUCCCAUUAACAAGGACAGCGGACUCGUGACGCGUCCGGGAUCGCCAAUGCAAAUGUGUAUGCUCCCUCACUCCCUACCAUCUAGUUUUGUAACGAUCUGCUCUUCCAUGGAGAGGGAGAGAGUGGAGAAAGACGAGGAGCGGGGAGACGAUUCUUAAACGUAGCAAUACAAACGUGGCUUCACAGGUUUUGGAUAUAAAAUAGGAGCGAAUAUUUUAGAUUUCAGAAUACGUGGGAGAGAGAUUCGACCCUGAAUCUGAUAGCUUUCUGUAUGAUAAAACGUAGUCUCGAACCGUCGACAUCCAAGGUUUUUCCAAGAAACUACUGGCUUCCAGGGCUUGCUGGCUGUUCUGUUCCCUUGGCGAUUACUGUAAAGUCUGGCGCUGCUGUGACACAUCUGAGGGACCUGAUUACACAGUGGUCCUUUUGGUUACCAGUCCAAAGGCAUGGCAAUGAACCACAAAGAGUCAUUAACCAUCUAAGGCUGCAGCCAGGUAGCCUACCUACUGUGUGACUGGACUGAUGGGGCCUUGGGAAGGUUAUAAUGAGGUUUUAACCCUCACCAUUCUGUCUGGAAUGGUGGCUCACUAAGGGUCAAAGAGCCACCAACUGAACAGUGGGGAUGGCCACGCCCCUCUACAGGCUGCGUUGCUUCCUGCGGCGAGCUCAGAUGCUUCUCCUCUUCCUGGGGAUUGCCUACCUGAUGGCAGGGAGCAUCCUGCUGCUGCAGCGCUCCAGCCUGACCCUAAAGACCGCUCAGCCACCAGGCGACGCCAGUCUCCCUUCUCUCAUGGCACUGCCAGCACCUCCCACAGCCGUGAGGGCCUCCCCUGGCCUGGGCCUGAGGGCACGCUCCAGAUGGGCAGCCACCCAGGGUGUGUUGGGUGGUGGAGGGGGCAUCAAGACGGGGCGACAAUGGCCCACGUCCCGACACUUGGGGGUCCAACACCUGCAUCACCGCUGGUUCCACGGUCUCAUGCCAGACACGCAGGAGCAGAGAGGUCCUCUACAACGCAAUAAAAGGCAUAAAGGGACCUACAUGGGCUGCUUCAUGCAUGAUGCCAAUGAACGAGCCCUGGGGGGAACCAUGCUGUAUGAUCUGCGCAAAAUGACCAGCUCUCUGUGUCAAGACACCUGCUCAGAAAGUGGUUACCGGUUCGCAGGUCUGGAGUAUGGAGCAGAGUGUCACUGUGGUAACCGCAUCAGCAGCCCGCGUGCUCAGGAGGAGGACUGUAGCCUGGGCUGCAGAGGGGAGAGGGGGAAGAGGGGAGCACCCUGUGGUGGCGUGGGGCGCCUCUCCAUCUACAAGGUGGAGGAACAGCUCCCAGGACAGAGGAAAUUCAGAAACGUCCGCUACAGUGGCUGCUUCAAGUUGCCCAAAAACAACACUAUCAUCUUCCCUGUCUACUCCCUCCAGUCAAACUCCACGUCACAGUCCUGCAUCGAGACCUGCACAGAUAAGGAGCUCCCACUGGCUGUGUUGAGGAACCCACACUGUUACUGUGCCUGGGCCUCGUCUCUGUUUAGACUGAACCAACGUCUGCCACCAGACCAGCCAUGUCUGGAGACCAACGGCACAGCACACACUGUUGCCUCCACAUCCCGGUCGGACCAAUACUACUACCAGGUCUACCAGACACCUGUGCUUGACUCCAGGUGCAAAGAGAGGACGUUUCUACCUGAGAGGUCCACCUCCCUGGUGGCUCUCUCCAGCUUCCCCGGAGCUGGCAACACCUGGGUACGCCACCUGAUCGAGCUCGUGACAGGCUACUACACUGGCAGCUUCUACUUCGAUGGCACGCUUUACAACAGAGGUUUCAAAGGGGAGAAGGACUACUGGAAGAGUGGGCGUAGCAUCUGUGUGAAGACCCAUGAGAGUGGGCAGAGAGAGAUCGAGAUGUUUGACUUUGCCAUCUUACUGAUCCGUAACCCCUACCGUUCCCUUAUGGCAGAGUUCAACAGGAAGUGUGCCGGACACCUUGGCUACGCCACAGACAAACAGUGGAGGAGCAAAGAGUGGCCAGAGUUUGUUGACAGCUAUGCCCCCUGGUGGGCAUCCCACGCUCUGAGCUGGCUGCAGUUUGGCCGUCGCCUGUUGGUGGUACACUACGAGGACCUGCAGAGGGCGCUCUUUCCCCAGCUCCGCCUCCUCACCUCCUUCCUCAACGCCACCAUAACGGAGGAGAGGCUGAUGUGUGCCCAGAGCAACCAGGACGGUCACUUCAAACGCUCUGGUAGGGCCCAGCGGCCCUCCUUCGACCCCUUCACAGCGGAGUUGAGGAGCACCAUUGACUCCUACAUCCACACAGUGGACCAGGCCCUGAGGGACAGGAACUACAGCGGCCUGCCGCACGAUUACAUACCCAGAUGAUGAUCCUCAGCUGAUCCACACUGGAGUCCAAAAGGACACGUCAACAAAUAAAGGGGAGGGGGAAGGUGUAAUCUCUGCCACCACUCCAAAGGUAGUAGUCCAGUCUAGUCAUUAGCAUGGUUGGGUGAAAGGUUUUUAGAUGUGUUGGAGAAUUCUGUCAGCUACAGAACAUUUUCAGAUGAGUGACUCAGAGGGAAAGUGACUGUAUGAACACACCAAUGGGUAAUUGUUUGACACACUUGACAUGUGAGUGUAGUAACAUUGAGUUAAACGUCAGUGUAAACUGUCAGUGUCACUGGGAUGAAAACAUGGCUGAACAUUACAGCUCCUGCUGAAAGGUCUCAGGGCUAGAGCCAGACUCUCUCUAUUGGAAGAAAAGGGAAACAUCUCCCUUUUCACUGCAGGCGUUGGGAGUAUGGAGCAAGUGCCUGUCUGCAAAAACAAUUAAAUCAAGCAUUGUAGACUCUGAGGCUUUUAGCUUUAAAUGGAAUCUUUAGGUUAUUUCUAUUUGUUUGGGAUUUUUGUCAUGUUUAAUAUCAGUUUUACUGGUAGAGGGCAGUUGAACAGAAAAUGUGCCAUUCAAUAAUGUCGAUCGGAUCGUUGUAAUGGACUUAUGCCAAUUAAAUCUCCAUAUGUUUA
This is a messenger RNA of Salvelinus fontinalis (brook trout), 3130 nucleotides long. RefSeq names its product WSC domain-containing protein 1-like. Bases 743 to 2491 code for a protein of 582 amino acids. Lineage: Eukaryota; Metazoa; Chordata; Actinopteri; Salmoniformes; Salmonidae. The transcript has 9 exons. The record is from RefSeq and is a predicted model, not a curated record.